Molecule: messenger RNA, 2316 nt
Organism: Thecamonas trahens ATCC 50062
Lineage: Eukaryota; Apusomonadida; Apusomonadidae
Product: kinesin family member 3B
Exons: 1
Coding region: 1-2316 (771 amino acids)
Biological process (GO): microtubule-based movement
Molecular function (GO): ATP binding; microtubule motor activity; microtubule binding
Source: RefSeq, a predicted model, not a curated record
AUGGGCAAAACUGCAGGUGGUUCAUCAGGUGAGGCGGUCAAGGUCGUGGUCCGGUGCAGGCCGCUGAGCUCCAAGGAAGUGGCCGACGGACGGGAGCUGGCAGUGCAGAUCGAUGAGACGCACGCAGGAGUGGCGGUGACCAAGCCGGGCUCGUCCGCACCAGGCAAGAAGUUUACCUUUGAUCAUACGUACGGACCAAGCUCUACCCAGAUGCAGAUAUUUGAAGAGACGGCGCGGCCCAUCAUCGACGCAGCGCUGGCCGGAUACAACGGGACUAUCUUUGCCUACGGCCAGACCGGGACGGGCAAGACGUUCACCAUGGAAGGUGUGUACGACGACAACGAUCUCCGCGGCAUCAUUCCCAACGCUUUUCACCACAUCUUCCACCAUAUCGACGCCGACAAGGCCGACGGCGAGAAGCAGCGGCAGUACCUGGUCACCGCCUCGUACCUGGAGAUCUACAACGAGGAGAUCCGCGACCUGCUGUCCAAGAGCUACAAGACCAAGCUCGCCAUCAAGGAGCACCCGGACAAGGGCGUGUACGUCAAGGACCUCUCGGCCUUUGUCGUCAAGUCGGUGGCCGAGAUCAACAAGGUCAUGGGCGCAGGCAAGAAGAACCGCUCGGUCGGCGCAACCAAGAUGAACGUCGACUCAUCGCGCUCACACUCGGUCUUCACCAUCACCAUCGAGUGCUCACAAAUCGGCCUGGACGGCGCCCAGCACAUCCAUGUCGGCCGGCUCAACCUGGUCGACCUCGCAGGCUCGGAACGCCAGUCCAAGACCGGCGCAGAAGGCGAUCGCUUCACCGAGGCCGUCAACAUCAAUCUCUCGCUCUCGGCCCUCGGCAACGUCAUCUCGGCCCUCGCCGAAGGUGCCUCCCGCGGUAAGCGCCACAUCCCCUACCGCGACUCCAAGCUCACUCGCCUGCUGCAGGACUCGCUUGGCGGCAACUCCAAGACCGUCAUGAUCGCCAACGUCGGGCCGGCAGACUACAACUACGACGAGACAAUCUCGACACUCCGCUACGCUAACCGCGCCAAGAACAUCAAGAACAAGCCCGUCAUCAACGAGGAUCCCAAGGACGCCAUGCUCCGCCAGUUCCAGGAGGAGAUCGAGCGGCUCAAGGCCCAGUUGCAGGCCGUCGCCGACGGCGGUGGCCCGCCUGCAGGCACUUCCGCCGCGGCAGGCACCUCGGACAAGUUUGCAGGCAUGGACGACGCCGCCAUCACAGAAAUGGAGGCCCGCCUCGCCGAGGAGCGGGCCCGCAUGGAGGCUGACAAGUCGCUCGCCCAGGAAGAGAAGGACAAGCUCGCCAAAAAGCUCGCCAAGCGCGAGGCCGAAAUCGCCAAGGAGCGCCAGGCCCGUGACGACCUUGCCGCCCAGAUCGCCCAGCUCGAGGAAAAGGUCAUUGUCGGUGGCACCAACCUCCUCGACGAGGUCGAGAAGCAGGAGCGCGAGCUGCAGCAGGCACAGCUCGAGAUGGAGCGCAAGGCCAAGGAGGCUGAGCGCCUGCAGUCCAUGAUGGAGGAGAAGCAGGAGGAGACGGUGCUCGAGGCCCAGAAGUUUGCUAACCUUCAGGAGGAAGUCGACGUCAAGACCCAGAAGCUCAAGCGGCUGUGGUCCAAGUUCCAAGCCGCCCGCACCGAAAUCACAGACCUGCAGGAGGAGCACGCGUCCGACCGCGAGGCUCUCGUCGCUGAAAUCCGCAGGCAAAACCGCGAGCUCAAGCUUUGCCGCCUUAUCGUCAACUACUUUAUUCCGGCCGACGAUCUCGACUACGUCCAAUCGGCCUGCUCCUUUGACUCGGAGGCCAACGACUAUGUCGUCCGCCACCAGGACUACACCGGGAACAACAUCGAGCGCGCCGCCCUGCUCAACGGUGGCUUCCAGGUCGGCCCUGUCCUGCCAGCCUCGCCUGACGCCCGCGCCGCCGCCGCACGCGCAGACGGUCCAGCCUCGCCCUCGGCCGCACGCUUCGACUCGGACAAGCUGCUCCAGUACGAGGCUGCCCUCCAGCAGCACGCCAUUGCUCCGGGCGACUACAACACCGGCGAGGAGAACGAGGCGCCUGUCGACGUCCUCGAAGCCGUCCCUAACGUCUACCUUUCCUACUCGCCGGGACACCCUGGCCCCGCUGCCGGCCAGUCAUCGCGCAUCGCCGACGACUCGGCCCGCGCAAAGGACAAGGCCAAGUCCAAGUCCAAGGCCAAGUCCAAGGCCAAGGUCAAGGCCAAGUCCAAGGCCAAGGCCAAGUCUACUCCCGAGGAAGAGUACCCCGAGUCGCGCGGCUUUGUCGUCUCCCAGCGGCGUCGCUGA